Messenger RNA from Aspergillus brunneoviolaceus CBS 621.78, 1142 nucleotides. Its product is annotated as cupin domain-containing protein. The transcript has a single exon. The coding region runs from base 423 to 1142 and encodes 239 amino acids. Lineage: Eukaryota; Fungi; Ascomycota; Eurotiomycetes; Eurotiales; Aspergillaceae. The record is from RefSeq and is a predicted model, not a curated record.
UGCUGGUGACGGUGAGUGGCUUUUGCGGGGUGAGCUAGACGAGUAUCGCAUGGUCGAGCCACCUGGUUGCACCGACAAUGUGUUGCUCCUACAAGAGCAGCGGCAUCCGCGUUUCGCCAAAGAACGACUUCGAGUAUCGACUUAUGUUUUGCUAAGGUCGAGGAGAGCGUAACCAGUCAUGUCGAACCCCGCGCUUCCCGUGGGUCUGGACGUCACCGCGCAGGUGGCGCAUCGGCCAAAUCAGCCGAGUCAUUCAACCAUCAACCCAGACUCGGGACUAGGGCUAAGGUUCCACCAUCUAUCAUCUAUAAUACGUAUUAACGGGCCCUACCUCCUCCUCUCACCUCCACCCAAUCCAACUUCACAUCAUAAGUCAAUCAAUCCAUCAAAAAUCAACCUUUUGAAAAAGAGAAACAUCCAAAAUGCCUCAAAUAAUCCCCUACUCCAUCCCCCCGACCCCCCUGAUCCCCAACUCCCACAAACCCCUCCUCCUCUACAAGAACUGCUUCCUCGACCCGGCCACCGGCACCGUCAACGCCCAACUCGCCUACGAUACCUUCCGCCAGAACCACUGGACCCCGCGCUGGAUCACCACCUACGGCCACGCCCAGCGCUCCCACUACCACCCACACACCCACGAGGCCAUGGUCGUUCUGUCGGGACCCGGCCGCAUCCGCUGGGGCACCGCCGACCUGGCCGACGAUCCAGCCAAGCAUACCUACGGCGUGGCGGGCACGGACUUCGAGGAAGGCAGUGUCUUUGUGGACGUCGAGGCGGGAGAUCUCUUUGUCAUCCCGGCGGGCGUGGCGCAUAAAUCUUAUGAUGUUGCUACCGCGAACGAAGAACCCGUGGCGUGGACGGGGAGUGGGGCGCAGAGGAUCGAGGCGGCGGAUGAGAGGGCGUUUGUGGGGGAGUUGCAGGCCACCGGGAAAGUGAAGGGGUUCACUAUGAUGGGGGCGUAUCCCGGGGAGGCGACCUGGUCGUGGGCGGAGGGAGGGGAGCAUGUGGGACGGUUUGAGGAGGUUUGGGGGGUGGAGAAUGCGGUGCUGGAUCCGGUGUUUGGGCGGGAGGGGGGGAUUCAUGUUUACUGGGGGAAGGGGAAGGGGAAGGGAAAGGAGAAGGGGGUAAAAGCGGCGCUUUGA